This is a messenger RNA of Rhagoletis pomonella (apple maggot), 401 nucleotides long. RefSeq lists its product as uncharacterized. The record is from RefSeq and is a predicted model, not a curated record. Bases 54 to 401 code for a protein of 115 amino acids. Lineage: Eukaryota; Metazoa; Arthropoda; Insecta; Diptera; Tephritidae. The transcript is spliced from 3 exons.
AAGUUUUUUGGUUGUGUUGCGGAAAGAAAUAUAAGGAAAAUUAAUUUUUAAAAAUGUAUGCUGCUAUAGCGCUAAUGGACGCCGAGGAAUCCGUAGAAAGGGAAAGGCGGAUACAGAGGAGGAGAUUGCGAGACCACACCAAUGUAAUGGAACUUCCUGAGACUGAAUUUGUUGCAAAUUUCCGAAUCAAUAAAGAAAUAUUCCAAUACAUAUUAAACGAAUUAAAAGAGCACAUGGCUCCAUCACAUAGAAGCACCCACCUAUCGCACCAGCUAAAACUCGCGACUUUUUUAAGAUUUCUCGCCACCGGCAGUUACCAAAAAUCUGUUGGUAACGAAAAUAUUUCGUCGAUGGGGCAGUCAACUGCUGCAAACGUGAUCAGAGAAUUCGCCAGGAAGUGA